Messenger RNA from Drosophila busckii, 4794 nucleotides. RefSeq names its product contactin (gene Cont). Gene Ontology annotation, biological process: homophilic cell-cell adhesion; dendrite self-avoidance; axon guidance. Gene Ontology annotation, molecular function: cell-cell adhesion mediator activity. Bases 115 to 4362 code for a protein of 1415 amino acids. Gene Ontology annotation, cellular component: plasma membrane; axon. The transcript is spliced from 8 exons. The record is from RefSeq and is a predicted model, not a curated record. NCBI's taxonomy places the organism in Eukaryota, Metazoa, Arthropoda, Insecta, Diptera, Drosophilidae.
GUUUAAUUUAUGUGCAAUUGACUACGAAUUUCUUUAUAUGAACAUGUGCCUUUAGUAUUAUACGUAACGCCAUACGGAGUAGUUCCCAUCAAUCGAACUGAAAGCAAAGUCACUAUGUCACCAUGUAGCAGGCGCACAGUCUGCUGGCUUAUGCCACUGUUGCUGCUAGCAACGGCCAAGGCACAACUGAACGAGGAGCAACAGCAGGGAUUGCCGCAACCACAGGGGCAGCAACCACAACCCUAUCAGCCCAGCUACAACAAGGAUUACUCGCCGCGCUAUAAUCCUUUAUACACGGGCCAACCCCAUAAUCCCGACACUACCCAGUAUGAUAAUCCCUUGCUGGACUUUAAUAAUCAACAGAGUAAUCCAAAUUAUAAUACCAACUAUAAUAAUAACUAUGAUGCCAGCCGUCCAUAUGAUGCCAAUCGCCCAUAUGAUGGCAAUCGUCCGAUAAUAGGCGGUCCAGGUGGCAGCAUUAGCGGUCCGGGCAGUAUAAACAAUCUGGGCCCACAAUACGAUCCGUUCAAUCGCAAUAGCGUUCACAGCAAUGUAGGAGGAAUUGGCUAUAGGGAUAUGUUUACCGAUGAGGAUAACUUCUGCCCAGAGCAUUGGGUCUCAUUCCGGCAAACCUGCUAUCGCUUCAUACGCUCUCCCAAACGCAACUGGGCGGAGGCCAAAAAAAUAUGUAAGGCAUACACCGCUGAUCUAGUUAAUGUGGACAAUGUAGAGAAGCAUUCGUUCAUACUAAAACAUUUAAUACUGCAAAAUCAGCGUCAGAAUCGUUUCUUUAUCUCCGCGCAUCAAACGGGACCACAGAACUGGGUAAACGAAGAUAAUACACAGCUGCUGCAGCUGGAGGAUUCAUUUGCGUUCGAUGAGCAGCUGGCGUUGGAAAAUGAAGAUCUAAAUGAUAAUCGCUUUUUGGUGCAGAGCGAUCUUAAUCGCAACUUUAAUAAUCCCAAUCAGUACUAUAACACACAGCCAGGCACAACAAAUGUCAAUCAACGCAAUCAAAAUAAUUUACGUGGUUUCUUUGGUAACAAUCAGCCUUAUGGGGAUAAUGGUUAUUUGCGAAAUCGUGUAGUUUAUGCUUAUUCAAAAAAAAAAGAUCGCUGGUUAUUUAUGCCUGCCUAUGAGAUUGAAAUGAAUCUAUUCAUAUGCGAGUCCAAGGUACUCUAUAAUCCAGACAAUGUGAACAUCAAACUGGAUGACAAGCGCUCAUAUCAUUAUGGCUUGGAUAUACGUGACUUUGAGCGCAUACCACGUGGGCCAUAUUUCGUUAGACAACCCAAUGACACCAUUUACGAUGUAAACAAGAAUCGUUUGAUUAAUGAUAUUGCGCUUAGAUGCUUGGCAGGUGGUUAUCCCACGCCCACUUAUGAAUGGUAUCGUGAGGUUUAUGUAAAUGAUACUCUGGAGUAUCAUCGCAUUGAUCCAUUAACGCAGGAUCGUUAUACCAUAUCUGGAGGUAAUCUGAUUAUCUAUGAACCCAAGCAGGCGCUCGAUCAGGGAUCAUAUCAUUGCGUUGCUAAGAACAAAUUCGGCCGCAUACGUUCGGAGAGCGCUCAUUUAAACUUUGGCUUUAUUAUGGAGUUUAAUUUAAAGCGUUCUUCGGAGACCAGCGAAAUGAAUUGGGGCAAGUCCAUAUUUUGUGAUCCACCACAGCAUUAUCCAGGCGUCAAAUUCUAUUGGGCACGUGACUAUUUUCCAAAUUUUGUUGAGGAAGAUCAACGUGUUUUCGUCUCACACGAUGGUGCCUUGUACUUCUCGUUUAUUGAAACCGUAGAUCGGGCAAAUUACUCCUGCACCGCCCAAACACUUGUCUCUGAUACGGGUCGCAAUGGACCCUUCUUUGCAUUGCGUGUCACGCCCAAUAGCAACUACCAGUCGCUCAUCUUUGCCAACACUUUCCCCAAAGUGUUUCCCGAGGCACCUACAGCUGGUGAAGAGAUCCGCCUAGAGUGUAUGGCUUUUGGUUAUCCCAUACCCUCAUACAAUUGGACACGUAAUGGACAGCCGUUGCAGCGCAAUGCACACAUCACUAGCUAUGGACGCGUGUUGAUUAUUAAGAAUGCAACAACCAGUGACAAUGGGCAGUAUACCUGCAGCAUAAGCAAUCCCCGCAAAACGCUUGAGAAAUCCAUUUACAUCAACAUACAAAUGCGUCCGGAGUUUACCAUACCGCUUAAAGAUAUGAUAAAGGAUUAUAACAGCGAUGUUACGUUCAUUUGCGAGGCCUUUGCCAUACCCGAUGCAAACUACACUUGGUACAAGAAUGCUGAACGCCUUGAUCCGCUAACCAUAAAUCGUGAUCGCUAUGUUAUACAGGACAAUUUAUUGACAAUUAAGUUUUUGGAAAAGGAUAAGGACGAGGGCAUGUAUCAAUGCGGCGCCCAGAAUCAGCUGAAGACCUCCUUCUCCUCCGCGCAACUGCGCGUGCUCAAUAUGAAACCAUCGUUCAAGAAACAUCCGCUUGAAUCCGAAAUCUAUGCUAUUUACAAUGGCAACACGACCAUCGUGUGUGAUCCUGAAGCCGCACCACGUCCUAAGUUCCAAUGGAAAAAAGAUGGCCAACUGCUGGGUUCCGGUGGUCAUCGACGCAUUUUACCUAGCGGUACGCUGAUUAUUUCACCCACAUCCCGUGAUGAUGAAGGCAUGUAUUCCUGCAUUGCCUCCAAUCAGGCUGGCACAGACGAAUCGCAUGCGCGUGUUAUAGUCCUUCAGGAAAUACGCUUUAUACAGACGCCACCACAGCGUAUUGUUAGCCGUGAGCAUGAUCUGAUUUAUCUGCAUUGUGAAGCUGCUUUCGAUCCACUGCUGGAUAUUGCAUAUGUCUGGAAGCACAAUGGCGAAAUCCUGCGGAACAAUCAUGAUGGCACUGAGCGCAUUAUUAAAGAGUGGAAUAGCCUGACGGUGCGCAAUACCACAAUGCGCGAUGCUGGCGACUACGAAUGCGUUGUACAAUCCGCAGUGAAUGAGAUUAGCACCAAGACCAAUGUGGUAAUUGAGGGCGCACCUGGUGCACCUGGCGGUGUGCAGGUGAUUGAAGUAGGCAAGACAAAGGCUAUUAUUGAAUGGGUGGAUGGCACCAACAAUGGCCGUGCUAUACGCUAUUAUAACAUUUUGGGUCGCACCAACUGGAAUCGCACUUGGGUUAAUGUGUCGAUGCAUGUGCAAGCACGUGAAGUGGAUCGAUAUACAUCGCGACAGCAAGCUGAAGUUGUUAAUCUGACACCCUGGUCUUCGUAUGAAUUCAGCGUAACCGCUGUUAAUGAUUUGGGCAUUGGUGCCCCAUCAGCACCCUCGCCCAUCUACAGCACUUUUGAUGAUAAGCCUUAUAUUGCGCCACGAAAGGUUGGCGGUGGUGGUGGCAAGAUUGGUGACCUGACCAUUACCUGGGAGCCAUUACUGCCACAAGAGCAGAACAGCCAUGGCAUUCACUAUAAGGUAUUCUGGAAGCUUAAAGGUGCACUCGAUUGGGCCAGCGAAAUUAUCAAGAAUCAUGAAAAAGCAGGCGUGGCCGUGGUUAAUAUACCGCUCAACAACUAUUACACGGAGUAUGAAGUUAAGGUUCAAGCUAUUAACAGCAUUGGCAUGGGACCGGAGAGUGAAACGGUUGUUAUACAUUCCGCAGAAGAUAUGCCACAGGUGGCACCGCAGAGACCAGUUGCCAUUGCUUUCAAUUCCACCUGCUUUAAUAUUUCCUGGUCGCCCAUUGACAUGUCACGUGAAAAUAUACGCGGCAAGCUCAUAGGCCAUAGGUUGAAAUAUUGGAAGACCACGCACCAGGAAGAGGAUUCGGUGUUUUAUCUAUCGCGUACCACACGCCCAUGGGCUUUGAUUGUUGGCUUGCAGCCGGACACGUAUUACUUUGUUAAGGUUAUGGCUUACAAUGCGGCUGGAGAGGGUCCUGAGAGUGAACGUACCGAAGAACGCACAUAUCGUAAGGCGCCACAGAAACCACCGUCAUCAGUGCAUGUCUAUGGCAUUAAUCCGUCUACAGUACGUGUGGUAUGGCGUUAUGUUUCACCAGCGCAAGACGAGGAACCCAUCGAGGGCUACAAGGUGCGCAUUUGGGAAACGGAUCAGAAUAUGAUAACUGCCAACAAUACUAUAAUCCCAAUUGGACAGAAAUUGGAGUCUUAUAUUAAUAAUCUGACGCCUGGAAAAAGCUAUAACAUGCGUGUGCUAGCUUUCAGUAAUGGCGGCGAUGGCCGAAUGUCCAGUCCGACAAUGCGCUUCCAAAUGGGCAAGACGACACGAAAUACAGCGAACACAAGACAUCCGCACAAUAUAAAUACAGCAUUGAUUAUGAGUGUGCUGUUGUUUAUAACCACCUUUUUUUACACUAACAACUAGUAACGAACCUCAUCCAUUUCUGCAGCUUUCAAUUUAGAAAAGUAAGCAAGCAACCUUUCGGGAUUUGCAAAGCGCACAGCUUUACCGAACACUCACAAAACUUAAGAGUCUCGUUUAGAUUUAAAUAUCAGAAAACAUUCCGUCUAUAUUGAAUCAUAUGCUAUACAUUUUACACAGAUUUAAAAAAAAAAAGUGACCUUAUAUACACGUAAGUAGAGCAUAUGUAUUGAAAAGAAACAAAUCAGCAGGUAACGAUAUUUUUUGAACACCCAUAUAUAUCAUAUUAUGUAUUUUUUCUAUUGAAUUUAGCAACGAAAGAUAAUAUAAUUAGCAUAAGUAUAAAGCUGUCUAUGUAACGCCUUAUCAGUUUUUUAUCGUCCGUAACUAUUGUUUCUCCUUUUUUUAGUACAUAUAAAUGAAAAGUUUAUGUAA